UCUGACAGGUAACCAACCAGUUAAACUUGUUAAAGGAAUCAAAAUGGAACAAAGCAAGAAAGAUAAGAGGAGAAGGAGCGAAGCAAGAGGGAGCGACACUGACGAUUGCUUACUCACGGAAGCGGCUGGAACUCGAGAAUAAAGACGACAUGGUGGUCUGUUACCUGUUGUUGAUCCUUAUUGGCUUCACUUCGGCCGCUGAAGAGUUCUACUCUUCGAUAGAUCAAAUGAAAGAGCUGCUACACACAGAGAAGGACCUGGUCACCUCACUGGAGAAUUACAUUCAAGCUGAGGAGCUUAAAUUGGAGCAGAUCAAAAGUUGGGCUCAGAAGCUGGCCAACCUCUCGGCAUUUGCCAUCCAGGACCCCGAAGGCUUCCUUGGCCAUCCUGUGAACGCCUUUAAACUUCUAAAAAGACUCAACAAAGAUUGGAGUGAGCUGGAGAUCCUGGUGCUCACCAACUUGUCCGAGGCUUUCAUCUCCAAACUCAGCAUUGGCAGGCAGAACUUUCCCAAAGAGGGUGAACAGACAGGUGCUGCUGAAGCCCUGCUGAGGCUGCAGGACACGUACGAGCUAGACACCAACACCCUUGCCAAAGGAGAGCUGCCAGGAAUCUCUCAGUUCCGGGGCAGCCUGACGGUGGACGACUGCUACGACCUGGGCAUCAUGGCGUACAACAAGAAUGACUUCUACCACACAGUGCUGUGGCUGUCUCAGGCUUUCCGGCAACUGGAGCAGGGCGAGACUCCAGUAACUGUGGGUGCUGUCACAAUUCUGGAUUAUCUCAGCUUCUCCUUCUACAAGCAAGGAGAUCUACAGCGUGCCUCGGAGUUCACCAAGAAGCUGCUGGAGAUUGAUCCAGUACACGACCGAGCCAUCAAGAACCAAAAGUAUUAUGAAUUCCAUCUGGAACAACAAAAGACAGGCCAGGAGACUACGGAAACACCCAAGACAGGACGCACUAAGCACAACGCUGUGUACGAGCGGUUAUGUCGUGGCGACAGCAUCGAGUUGACACCGCAUCGACGGAGCGGACUCUUUUGUCGCUACCAUGACAACCACCGCCAUCCCAAUCUAGUGAUUGGUCCAGUGAAAGAGGAAGACGUGUGGGACCAACCCCACAUCGUCCGCUAUCAUGACGUGGCAUCAGAGGAGGACAUGGAAAUGAUCAGAGAGUGGGCCAAACCUAAACUUAAGCGCUCCAAAGUCAAUGACUAUAAGAAUAACCAAAGUCGUGUAUCUACCGUCAGGGUCUCCCAAAAUGCCUGGAUGGACGACACAUACGCGGUUGCGAACAGGUUGUCCAAGAGAGUGGGCUACGUAACAGGCCUGGAAAUGACCACUGCAGAGCAGAUGCAGGUCGUCAACUAUGGCGUCGGAGGACAGUACGAACCACAUGUAGACUUUCAAGGGGACGAUAUUCCUGAACCCUAUCCAAAACUGGGCACUGGAAACCGAAUCGCCACGUGGCUGUUUUAUAUAAGCGACGUGCAGGCAGGGGGUGCCACAGUCUUCCCCGACGUUGGUGCAAUUGUCGAACCCAUAAAGGGCUCAGCUGUGUUGUGGUACAAUCUUUAUCUUAAUGGAAAGGGAGACUAUCGGACCAGACACGCCGCAUGUCCUGUCCUUGUGGGGAGCAAGUGGGUGGCAAACAAGUGGAUGCACGAGCGAGGUCAGGAAUUCAGGAGGCGCUGCAGUCUGGAAAACUCUUAGAAAUGCUUGCGGUCACAAUUAAAGGGGGGAUAAUCACUAUGAUUAUAUGUGGCUUCCAAAUAAUUCAUUAUCGGAAUAUUUUUAGACUCCAUUUCCUGUUUGGCGGAUUAAAAUUCUUGCUACGCUCAGUUUGCCUUCGGCUUGUUAUGCAAGCGGGGUCAUUGACAUUCUGUUCUCUGCUUUGAUGGGUGGGCAUCGGCCUACUGGACAUUCACAUGAUCAAUAGUCCUGUAAAAUUUGUUCUAUUUAUUUAGUUGGGUUUUUUUGUGUUUUUUUUUUUUUGGUGUCGUCCCCUUAAACGUUACCUUUCUACAGAUGAUUUUUUAUCAAUUGGUUGAUUUUUAUUGAAAGUAUUUAAUUAUUAUAUUAUCUUUUGAAAGAAAACCAGGCACAUGUAUUAGUAUUUUUUUUAGUGAUUACCUUUUAAUCAAAUGUUUUUAAGUCCAUAUUAGUUAAAUUAUAUUUAUUACACUGUUAUAGUCACAUUUUUAGUCAUGUAUUUCUAAAAAAAAUCAAUUAUUUUUUUUCCCCACAACAAAUAUUUUAGUCUUUUCACUAAAUUACUACCGUAAUUUUCGGACUAUAAGCCACUACUUUUCCCCCUCAUUUUAAAUACUGCGGUUUAUAGUCCAGUGCGGCUUAUUUAUUUGGGUUAUUAGGUAACACUUUAUUUGACAGUGGUGUCAUAAGACUGUCAUAAGACUGUAAUAAUUAUGACAUGACACUAUCAUGGGCAUUACUGAAUGCGUAUGACAGAAGUCAUUAAGUACCAUCCGGCAAAUUAUGUCACUAAGUCCAUUGAUGUCCAGCUUGGAUCUUAUUCAUCCAUUGAAAAGUGAGAUAAUUUGCCCCAUAACACUAAACUGUGUUGUAAGCAUUCAUUAAUGCUCAUGACAGUGUCAUGUCAUAAUUAUGAUUGUCUAUGACAGUCUUAUUGCACUACUGUCAAAUAAAGUGUUACCAAAUUCCAUAGGUAGCAAUUAAUGAAACAACUAGAACAGUAGUUGAAGAAAUACUUAGCACAGAACACGAAUUUUGAUCGUUAUUUAGCAACUGUAGCACUGCAAUGCAUGCUAGGAGGCAUGUUGGACAACAACAUUGUUGACGGUCUCCCCCAAGGGGGCAAUGAUGACCAAAUGAAGCUUCUUGAAGCAAUGAAGCUUUGCAACCAAUUGGUUUAAAGCUUCAUGGUGGUUCAUUUGGUCUUAAGACAGUCGUAUGAUGCCACUGUCAAAUAAAGUGUUACCUAUUAAUAUUAUUAUAAUUUAGUACAGCAACGAUUAAUCGAUUAACUCGAAUAUUCGAUUAGAAAAAAAUUUUUCGAAUUAGAUUUUGCUGCUUCGAGUAUUCGUUUAAUUAAAGUGGUGUUCCAAUGGUUUGUUUUGAAAGUGUUUGCAUUUAGUUUAACUGAUUUGGGUGGAUACACUGCCCUCUAGUCUGCCUCAUUUCACAUGACUAAAUCCAGCUGUUCCUUGCCUUGCCUUGCCUUGCCUUGCCUUAAGACCAACAUAAGCUAAGUUUUUGUUUGAGCUAACGUUUUUUAAUGCAUUCGUAACGUAGUUUAUAGGUAUAUUUAGUCGUUUUUGUGGGAAUAUGUGUCUGAACCAUUUGUUAAGCGCAUUGUGUUAAAAAACAAAAAAAACAUUAGCGUUUUAUAGCAUUUAAGCUAGCGGCCUUUUGCUAUUUUUGUUCUUUUGUUGUACAUAGAUCCUCAUUUUUUUGUUUGUUUUUUAUACCAUUUGAGGCUCAGCUCAGGUAUUUUAAUUUUUUAUGUUCCUUAUCAAAUUAAUCGAACUAACUAGCUCUUCGAUUAAUCGACUACUAAAAUAAUCGAUAGCUGCAGCCCUAAUUUUUGAUACCAUUUGAGGCUCAGCUCAGGUAUUUUAAUUUUUUAUGUUCCUUAUCAGAUUAAUCGAACUAAAUAGCUCUUCGAUUAAUCGACUACUAAAAUAAUCGAUAGCUGCAGCCCUAAUAUAAUUCCAUAAUGCAGUGCGGACAUCUGCGGCUCAUAGUUCAGUGCGGCUUAUCGAUAAACAAAAAUUUUUUGUGUCAUAUUUGGUGGGCGGCAGCCUAUAGUCAGAUAAGCCUUAUAGUCCGAAAAUUACGGUAAUAGUAUUGUUAGUUUCACAUUUGAAAAUGAAUGAAAGUUUACUUUAAAAAAAAAAAUACUUGUACUAAAAUAGUUAUAUUUAACAAUAUAAAUAUUUAGGUAGUAAAUUGUGGUUUUUCUAACAAUAAACUGAGUCAUCUAAAUUGUAAGCAAGCUUGAAUUAUUUUGUGAACAAAACCUUUAAGCACAAACUAAAAUUUUUAAUUUUAUGAAGUACUUCGGAAGUUAAACUACUGUAUUUUCUGCACUAUAAGGCGCACCUCAAAGCCUUUAAUUUUCUCAAAAGCAUGUGAUUUAUUUAUUGAUCAAUAUUGGUUAAUCAUGGCAUGACAUUCCCUUUAGCGCAGCACCAUCUAGUGGAUGUAUAAUACAACACCAACCACUAUUACUACUACUACUACUACUACUGCACCUUAUAAUGCGAUACGUCCUAUAUACGAAAAGUUUUACAAUAGGCCAAUUAUUGAAGGUGCGCCUUAUAUUCCAAUUCGCCUUUUAGUGUGGAAAAUAGAGUAUUUAUGAAUUUUGACCCAUCUUAAAUUCUUUUAUUUUGUUUUUUUAUCUAUUGAAUGAGCUAAAUGAUUUGUCCAUUUUAAAAAUCAAACAAACACUUUCACAUUCAAUUUGUGUGCGGGUUUCGUGUUGUCUUUCUUGUCCUCCUCUGAAAGACGUUUGAACAGUUUUGUCGGCCAAAGUGACACUUGGAGUGGAGGGGGAAAAACCCAUACUCAUCAGGCGUUUCUUACU
Corythoichthys intestinalis (scribbled pipefish) is the source of this 4569-nucleotide messenger RNA. Its product is annotated as prolyl 4-hydroxylase subunit alpha-1-like. Gene Ontology annotation, biological process: peptidyl-proline hydroxylation to 4-hydroxy-L-proline. NCBI's taxonomy places the organism in Eukaryota, Metazoa, Chordata, Actinopteri, Syngnathiformes, Syngnathidae. Gene Ontology annotation, cellular component: endoplasmic reticulum. Gene Ontology annotation, molecular function: L-ascorbic acid binding; iron ion binding; protein binding. The record is from RefSeq and is a predicted model, not a curated record. Bases 150 to 1712 code for a protein of 520 amino acids. The transcript has 15 exons.